AAACAAAAAGAAUUUUCGGAAAAAGUCAGUUAAAAUUAUCGAAAACAAUAAACAACUUCUAUUGUCAGUUUCCGAUCAAUUUGGUCUGGUUUUUUUAUAUUUGUUUGCCUCUGUUAACUGUAUAUACUCCGUAUAUAUGCUUAUAUAUAUACUUGGAAGAAUAAAGUCUUAUUUUAUAUAAUGGAUGGUAUGUUGGGAAAUCUGAAUGGACGAUUCAAGCAGCUGAAAAAUGUAGAGGGUAAACGCAUGGCCAUUAAGCUGCUAGGAUUCUAUGCGAUGGGAUGGACGCUUAGGAAACUUCUCAAAUAAAUGGACCUGUAUCGCUAAUAAAUUUAAUAAAUUUGGUGUGUUAUGAAACAA
Molecule: messenger RNA, 360 nt
Organism: Drosophila hydei
Lineage: Eukaryota; Metazoa; Arthropoda; Insecta; Diptera; Drosophilidae
Exons: 1
Coding region: 181-309 (42 amino acids)
Source: RefSeq, a predicted model, not a curated record